Brachypodium distachyon (stiff brome) is the source of this 3652-nucleotide messenger RNA. Its product is annotated as zinc finger CCCH domain-containing protein 53. Lineage: Eukaryota; Viridiplantae; Streptophyta; Magnoliopsida; Poales; Poaceae. The coding region runs from base 452 to 2551 and encodes 699 amino acids. The transcript is spliced from 9 exons. The record is from RefSeq and is a predicted model, not a curated record. Gene Ontology annotation, molecular function: RNA binding; metal ion binding.
AACAUCACAGAUAAGUAAUAAACACACCUUAGAGGACAAACAAACCCAGCCCUGGCAAAUUCCCAGAAACACCCCUAGGAAGAUUUUCAAAUCACCGGCGCCCUCUUCCCCGGAAAAGCAAACAGGAAACCAGCCCCGGUAAAGAAGCUUUAUAGACAUCAGCAGAUUGGGAAUGGCAAGGAAGGUGCGCUCCACCCUCGUUCUCGUGUCCUAGUCUAGCUCGCUGCCGCUGUUGCUGGGGUAUCUGCGCCCUGGAGGAGCUCUGGGGAUCGAAUGGAGCUUUGUUCCACUAGCUUCCGGCUCCAGAUUACUCUCUAGGUUCUAGGUUGUUUGUUCGACGGAGAGAUUCGAGGACGGGGAAGAGGAGGAAGAAGGGCGGUGAGGUUGCUAGGGUUUGGUGGAGUGCUCGCCGGAGUUUGAUCGGAGACGAGGAAGAGGGAGAGAGCGUGGGAUGGACGCGUACGAGGCGACGAAGGUGGUGUUCGCGCGGAUCCAGGGGCUGGACCCGGACCACGCGGCCAAGAUCAUGGGGUACCUGCUCAUCCAGGACCACGGCGAGAAGGAGAUGAUCCGCCUCGCCUUCGGCCCCGAGGCGCUGCUCCAUUCCGUCAUGGCCAAGGCCCGGACCGAGCUCGGCCUGCUCGGCCACCACCACCACCACCUCCCGUCGUCGGGGCCAGGGACGCCGACCACCGCCGCGAACCAGUCGCCGUUCAUGCUCUCGCGGCAGAACUCCGGGCGCGGCCUCGGGGGCGGUGGUGGCGGCGGGACCGCGCCGUCGCCGCUGUCGGUCUCGUCGCCGUCCUCGUGGGCCCCGCCGCCCGUGUUCUCGCGGAGCAACAGCGUCGUCAGCAAUGGCGCGGGGGAGGAGAUGGGGGGCGGGGGGGAGGAGCUGAUGAGCCCGGCCAACGGCGGGGGCCCGCAGCACCAGCCCUUCUUCGGCGGGGGCGGGGACUCGCUCGUCCUCGACGAGCUCCACCUGCAGGACCAGCUCGCCUUCCUCGGCGGCGGCGACCGCCAGCAGCAGCAGCUUCCCCUCUUCGAUGGCGGCGGUUCCGAGUGCCGAAGCCCCGGCGGAGACGCCGGGGUCUUCCCCUACGGCGCCGGGUGGGCCCACGGGCACCGCCGCAGCGCGUCCGUGAGCGAGCUCUGCUUCGGCGGCGGCGGCGGCGGGGACGCGCUCGGGUGGAAGCCCUGCAUGUACUACGCGCGCGGCUACUGCAAGAACGGGAGCGCCUGCCGCUUCGUCCACGGCGGCGGCGGCUUCUCCGACGACCUCGCCGGCGCCAAGAUGGACCAGGCCGCCGUGGAGCAGCAGUGCCAUGACUUCCUCCUGCGCUCCAAGUCGCAGCGCCUGGCCGGCGGCUUCCCUUACUCCCCCACCGGCUCCCUCCCCGGCUCCCCCUCCGCCGCCAGCAAGUGCCUCAGCUUGCUCCUCCAGCAGCACCAGCAGCAGAACGAGAGCCAGAGGGCCGCGGCAGCUGCGGCGGCAGCAGCGGCGCUGAUGCUGGGCGGCGACGAGGCGCACAAGUUCAUGGGCCGCGCCCGGCUGGACCGCGGCGACUUCGCCAGCAUGAUGAACCCGGGGUCGCGCCAGAUUUACCUCACCUUCCCGGCCGACAGCACCUUCCGCGAGGAGGACGUCUCCACCUACUUCAACAUCUACGGCCCGGUCCACGACGUGCGCAUCCCGUACCAGCAGAAGCGCAUGUUCGGCUUCGUCACCUUCGUCUACCCAGAGACGGUGAAGCUCAUCCUGGCCAAGGGCAACCCGCACUUCAUCUGCGACGCCCGCGUGCUCGUCAAGCCGUACAAGGAGAAGGGCAAGGUCCCCGACAAGUUCAGGAAGCAGCAGGGAGAGAGAAUGGACUUCGCCAGCUGCACGUCGCCCACCGGGCUGGACGCCAGAGACCCCUUCGAUCUGCACCCGCUCGGGUCGAGGAUGCUGCAGCACUCUAACAGCGCUAACGAGAUGCUGCUGAGGAGGAAGCUGGAGGAGCAGCAGCAGGCGGCCGAGCUGCAGCAAGCAAUUGAGCUCCAGAGCCGGCGCCUCAUGGGGCUGCAGCUGCUGGACCUCAAGUCCCGCUCGGCGGCGCUGCCGACUCCCAUCGGCAAUCCGUUUAGUCCCUCACACACCACCGGCGCCACGCCUACCGUCGAGUCCCCGCCUGAUUCCGGGGAGCAAGGCAAUGGCUGCGGCUUCCUUUUUCCUCACAAGAAGGCGGUCAACGGAGCUGAUAAGGAUGAAUCCGCCGGUGAUUCCACCACCAGCCCUCACACUGACAGUGACCAAAGCGCGGAACAUAACCUGCCGGACAGCCCGUUCGCGUCGCCGACCAAGUCCGCCGCCUUCUCCCGUGAUCCAUUCGCGCCCACGGAGGCAGAGAUCUCCGCCGCCUCGACCGGUUGCAACGCAUCCUACGCCGGCAUCCGUAACGGUGGCAGCGGUGCUAACCAUCUCCUGCCUCCUGCAUUGGACAUACCCUCACCAAAACCUUGCUUCUUUCCCAUGUCCAGGCUGUCCUCCGAUCACGGCGCGAUCGGGAUGUAAAGUAGCCUGAAUGGAAGGGAGUAAUACUACUGCCUAAUCAUAGAAAAUACUAGCAGCAAAGAAAAAGACAAUAGAGCAAUGUAGGAAAAAAGAGUGAACAAGUUGCAGCAUAGUGUUUAGUUUCAGCCCCCUUUUUUCUUUCUUUUAUCUCUUCCCACAAGGUUAUGAUACUAGCUCAUUAAACCCCACAAGAGAGGAAGAGAACCCCAAAACAAAUAACAGGAGCACCAGUGUUCUAAAAAUACACAUGAUUAGAUAAAACUAGGAACCUACUACUACUACUAUUACUACUACCAUAUAUGCAUUAGUUACACUGAGUUAAUUACCACUACUAUACCACCAGUACAACCAGCCAGCCACCAACCCUCCUUUGAUGUAACACCAGAGCUCCUCACCUCAACAACAGCCGCUCCUCCACCAGCACCGCAGCACGUAGUUGAGUAGUAGCAUUAGGUGUAGUGUGUUUAGCCACAAGCAUACAUACAGUACAAUGUUAACAACAUACACUCGUACUCUACAAGUGCUCUGCUUUGCUGUGCUGCAAAGACCAGUACCAGAAGUGACAGAUCGGUUGAAUAGUGCAUGUAUAGCUAGCUAAAGCUAGUGUGUUGGUGACCUGGUGCAUGUAUGUCUGUAUGUAUAUGUAUAAUUCAGCCGUCACGUACUAGCAACAGGUCAGAUCAGUUGUAGCGGUGUCAAUUGGCAAAAGGGCUCAAGGACCACUGCACUACUUCGUGCUGCUGCUGCUGCUGCUGCUGUGUGAGUGCCAGUGCCCAGUGGUAGCAAGCUGUAGGGCGAGGCGUCUGUCAGCGUUGUCCGUGGAUCACGGUCCCCUUUUUAUUGCCCAUAGCUGCUUCCCGGCAACAGAUUCAGCAGCUCAAUACAGAAGAUGUUUUCCAUCUAUCUUUUGCUUGUUUGAAUCUUUACUCUGGCUACUUGGCCCCUCUGCUUCUGCCUGGUGUUUUGCUGCAGUGCCUUAAUUUGGUCCAUCUCUCCCGGCUGCUGCUUUCGUCCGUUGUGUAAAUGUAAAUGAAAACAACUUAGUGCUGGAUGGACAGCGAUAAGAUCGGACAAGCAGAUUAUCGUCCCGGGGACAUGACA